UCCAUGCUCGAUAACGCGUGCAGUCGCGUAGUAUCCUUCGCAUUGAAUAUGGGGCAAUAUAAGUACAUCGCAUCGACAAUAUGCCAUCGUCUGGACAAAAGGAUUUGGAGAUACAUAUGCAUCCUCGUAUUGUACUUCAUUCUCGCAGACGGCUUGCUCGAUGGGCCCGAGCCCAUAGUCGAGACGAAAUGGGGCAUCCUUCAAGGUAAAUGGAGCAGAAGCAUACGCGAUCAACGGAUCGCGAAUUUUCUCGGUAUACCGUACGCGUUACCACCAGUGGGCGAUUUGAGAUUCAGGAGCCCACAACGAUGGAAUUACACAUGGACGACAAUUCGUAAUGCUACAGUUGAUGGAAACAUGUGUAGUCAAAUAAGCGGUUCCAAAAUUUCUGGUAGCGAGGACUGUCUUUAUCUAAAUAUCUUCAUUCCUUAUAUUCCAGGCAUUCAACGAAUGAAAUUGCCCGUUUUAGUCUUUGUGCAUUCAGGUGCAUAUUAUGAGGGCAGCAGCAACAGUAAAGAACUUUCACCGGAUUAUUUAAUGGAUCAGGAUAUAAUUCUUGUAACGGUAAAUUAUCGACUUAAUAUUUUUGGCUUUUUUAGUACAAUGAACCAAGUUUCACCGGGCAAUUAUGGUCUCAAGGAUAUGAAGAUGGCCCUCGAAUGGAUACAGGAAAAUAUUCACAGUUUCAACGGAAAUCCCGAAUCAGUAACUCUUAUGGGAGCUAGUGCCGGUGCUGCGUUGACUCAUCUACUCGCUCUCUCGAACAAGACGGAAGGACUCUUUCAUAGAUACAUUUUAUUGAGUGGUUCCGCUUUGAGUCCAUGGGCUUAUAAUUACAAAAAGUAUCGACAAAUAUGUUUGAAAUUAGUAAAGCUGGUUGGCUGCCAAUCGAAAAAAGAUGACAGUAUAAUUGCAAUAAACGAGUCAGACAUCGAUAAUUCCGAUGUGGAAAAUGAGAAAAAAAGAAGUAAUAAUAUCAGUGUUUCGUACAAAGAUUAUAAUGAAGGAUACAUAAAGGACGACGAAGAGAUAGUCAAAUGCAUGAGAACAGUCGAUGCGAGGCAAUUGCUGAAAAUGUUAAAGCAUUUUUAUGGUGGGAGAGCAAAUCGAAAAUGUGUCUUUUCUCCUACGUUGGAAGAUAAUUCAGAGGACGCCAUUCUGACGAUGCAUCCGUGGAAAAUAAUAAAGGACGGUUUGUUCCGCGAUAUACCGGCAAUAAUGCAAGUCGUGAAAGGCGAAGGGUUGACGAAGACGUUCGAAUUCUUCACAGAUCCGACCUUGGAAAAAGAAAUGAUAGAGAAUUUCGAAGGAUACAUAUUUGAUUUUUUAGAAACUUUCAAAUGGAAUUUCAACGCUGACGCUUUUAUCCCCGGGAUACAGGAUUUUUAUUUCAAUGGAAAUAUAUCGUUGGGUCUUAAAGGCAACAUAACAGAGAUGCUGAGUGACGGCACAGUAAUAUGGCCGAUAUUAAAAGCUGCGCGAUAUCAAUCAGAAAUAGGAAACUCCAGUGUUUAUUUCUCUUUUUUCGCGUACGAAGGCACAUUCUCGCAUACUUUCAUUUACGCAGGCUCCCUGGCUUAUUAUGGUGUCUGUCAUAACGAUGACAUGAACUACUUAUUCCCUGUAUUGAAUAAUAUGUGUCGAAAUCUGAUGUUAAAUAAUACGGAGAGCGAUUUUAUGAUUAUCAAAAUCAUGACAGAGAUGUGGGCGAAUUUCAUGAAAGACGGGGUACCGAAAGCGUGGAUGAUCCCUGCGUGGCCCAAUUACCGCGACUAUCAUCAGUUUAUGAGAUUCGGGAAUGGUAAGUCGACGGAUAUUGUGGUACAAACCGAUUUCCUGUGCGACAGAAUGGAGUUCUGGGAGAAGUUACAGAUCAACGGAUGGAUGAAAUACACGAAUGGAUGGAUGAAUGACACUAUCAUCGACGAUUCUCCGGAUGAUACGUCUCCCGUUAACGAUGACCCCAUCGAGUACAAGUUAACAAUUUAUCUUGUGUUAUUAAUUAUUACUUUACUUUGCGUAUUAAAAUAUUAUUAAAUAUUAUUACAAUUAUUUCAUUUGCGAUCGAAGAUGAACUGCGUGAUAAAAACGCGACAAAAUUACUAACAAUCGUUUAUACAUAUCUCGUCACGAUUCAUAGACGAUAUUUUUUCGCAUAUAAAAACAGAGAGAAAAAUGCGCGAA
Molecule: messenger RNA, 2184 nt
Organism: Camponotus floridanus (Florida carpenter ant)
Lineage: Eukaryota; Metazoa; Arthropoda; Insecta; Hymenoptera; Formicidae
Product: esterase FE4
Exons: 9
Coding region: 4-2037 (677 amino acids)
Source: RefSeq, a predicted model, not a curated record